Messenger RNA from Lingula anatina, 1011 nucleotides. RefSeq names its product DNL-type zinc finger protein. The record is from RefSeq and is a predicted model, not a curated record. Gene Ontology annotation, molecular function: zinc ion binding; protein-folding chaperone binding. Gene Ontology annotation, biological process: protein folding; protein import into mitochondrial matrix; protein stabilization. NCBI's taxonomy places the organism in Eukaryota, Metazoa, Brachiopoda, Lingulata, Lingulida, Lingulidae. Gene Ontology annotation, cellular component: mitochondrion.
CAUUGCGCAUGUCAUGUGGGACAGGAAGUUGCAUGUGCAAUGAGCUCACUGUUGACGAUUAAUGAUGGAGUUUUCACCUUUUUGAGUACCAGAGCACAGAACUUUCGAUCUAAUCCGGUGGAAAUAUAUUUUAUGUAUACAGGAGUAUUUAAAGAACAUACCAGGAAGAUGAUAACAAAAUAUUUUGGUAAUUAUGUAGUGAACAUUGCUAUUUUAUCAUCACGACUUUCAUCGUUGCCAAAACGAAGAUCCUUCUGUUUUACAGUUAGAAGACGAUCAACAUUUGAUCCUGUCUUAAAGGAAACAAACUUUUGUUGUCGAUCGGCGUCCAUUUCAGCGCCUCAAAGAAUAUGUUGUUCUCCAUUUUUGUCUUCAAACUCGAAUUUUACACAACAAAAUACAGGGUUGUUUUGCCAGAAUAGAUAUUGGUGCUCUGGGAAAAACGACGUUGGCACUGGAGCACCUGAUAAAAAUGAUGUAGAUUCUGAUGUCAGCUCAGAUACACAGGAUGAGGAAUCUCUGGGACAAGUAAAGCCCAGACUGGCCAUGGUAUUUACAUGUAAAGUGUGCAGCACUAGGGCUGCUAAGACAUUCUCUAAACUUGCCUACGAGAAGGGGAUUGUUAUCAUACGAUGUCCCGGUUGUGAAAGUCUUCACUUAAUUGCUGAUAACCUGGGAUGGUUUAAACACUUUGAGCACAGAAAUGUUGAAGAGAUGUUGGCAGCUCGAGGAGAGGAAGUAAAGAAAAUGCUGGCCGAUGAAAACAUAAAUCUAAGUGUUGAGGACAUUGCAGGGAAGGAAAACCUAGAAAAAAUUCAGGAAUUGUUGCAUUUAGAACAGCAAAGUGAGAAAUCAUGAAGACGAUUUGUGGAGACAUUGGCACGGCUUUUUAGUAGUGUGUCAGCCAUUUCUAAUCUGUAUAUUCUAUUUGUCAGUUUUGAUGGUUGUCUUGUCACAUAUGCCCAACUUAUAAUUGUUUUUUUUUAUUUAUUUAUUUGACCUGUGCCAUCU